This is a messenger RNA of Pectinophora gossypiella (pink bollworm), 7931 nucleotides long. RefSeq lists its product as uncharacterized. The transcript is spliced from 2 exons. Bases 392 to 2278 code for a protein of 628 amino acids. The record is from RefSeq and is a predicted model, not a curated record. Lineage: Eukaryota; Metazoa; Arthropoda; Insecta; Lepidoptera; Gelechiidae.
CUUAUUUGUGUAGCAACAUUUUAUUGACGUUAUUAUACUACCGAAUAGAAGUGACGUCGUUAAAACGUACAAACUCUUUAAAAUUACGUAGAACUAGCGCCAAAAUUAGCUUCAAUUACGUACUUCCCAAUUUUAUCAUCUUGUAAUCAUACGUGUUUUGUGUUUGUUGUCAGGCUAGAACGAAGUCUUUGUCGAUGUAUAUUUGUGUAAUUUAUUAAAAAUUUCGAAGGUAAUCGUGAAUAAAACAGUAAUAUGUCUUUGUUAAAAUGAAGUGAGUGUAAUUCAAAGUGUCUUCUUCCGUUGUUCUACAUACGAUUACAGCGAGUCAAAAACUGCUAAUCGAUAGCUUUUAGAGCGGCCUCCGUCGAUAUAAGCUGGAUUCUGUCAUAAAAUGGCGUUUUCCUUUCGAAAAAUAAUUUCCAAUAUUGGAUACUUUAAAAAACCUGGCGAUGACGAAAUUGGUAGUACCGAUAGCCACAAUGACCCAGAAUUUGAUAAACAGCGCUGCAUAUCACAAUUGAGUACAGGCGAUGCGGAAAUUAUUAAUUUUGAACGUCCUGAGCCCGAUUCCACUUCAAUACAAUGUGCUACAAGUCUCAAACUACCAGAAUCGGUCAGGAACUUUGCCACCAAAAAGGGUUCUUUAUCAGACACAGAUCUGUUAACUGUAAACAUGGAAAAAGGCAAAAAAGAAAAACAAAAAUCAAGAAAAUUAAAAGUUGAUAUUAAAAAAGCAAACAAGUCGUUCGAUGAAACCGUCAAAAGAGAAAACGUUGAAAACACACCAACACAUGUACUUUUAGAAUGCAAAAGUUCUGAGAUAUUUAGCGAAAGAAUGAAGCAGUUUGACUUUAGCAAAUCAUUUGAAAUUGAUUCCGAUGUUUCGUCUUACGAGGAGGAUGAAAAUUUCGAAAUAGAAUCUCUUUCCGACAUCUCUCUUGAGUCCGAAGACAAGACCAGCAUUAAAAUGUGCAGAAAAGUCAGUACGGAUAGCCAGUCAAGCAAUGAAGGAACACAACUAGUCCCAGCAGCCAGUAUUGAGUCUUUUGGAGAUGUUGAAAUAGAUAAGAACGAAGAAGAACGUGUAGCUACACUGUUGAACUACCAAAUGAAGUUUGAAAAAAUGGAGGGAUUCCUUAACAAAAUGCUCACCGAAUUCCAAUUUCACAUAGAAGUGUCUAAGAUUUUUAAUACCAGGUCCUUGAUCAGCUCUUUAGCUGGUCACAACACACACAUGCCCAAACAGCUAGAUGAGGUCUCUAGCAUGGAAAAUAACAACCGAGGCAUAAGCCCUACAGGAUCAUGGAACAUUGUCUUGGAUAAAGAAGACCGGAUGACCAAAAUCAAGCUUAAAAACCAACUACUUUCCAUACGUAAUAUUAUAGACGAGUUCAUCAAUACUAACCUCAAAAACCAAUCCUCAGGCCAGCGUCCUAUGCUUUGUAAAAAAAACAGAAGCAUCACAUUUGAUUUGCAUAAAGGCAAACGCAUGCACAAACUUCACGUAAGCAACAAAAAGAAAAUCAGGCAUUUCGAUUUCCCUGAUAUUCGUGAAGCUAUGAUCAAUUUGUUUUCUCCAGAUGAUAACACCAACACUGUGGUAAAUGCAAGCUUUGAUGAAUCAGACAUGAAAUGUAAUUGUAAUUGUCACUUAAAUUCACCGUGUUCAACUGAGACCGACUCUGGUGUAACAAAGUCUGUAGAACGCUCAAUGUCCAUCACGUCUUCGAUUGGCAAUUUCAUCCUUGAUUCUUCAACUUUAACAGCUUAUUCCGAAUCCUUGGACCAGAUUAUAAGCUAUAACAGCUUCCAAGAUGCAAGCUUAUACAGUACAUUGCUGCAAAAAGCAGCAAUUGAACGUAUAACAUUCUACGUUCAAGUGCACAGCAUUCAGUUGAAAUGCGAGACGGAACAAGACUAUGAAACUAAGAAUUUAAUAACGUUCUUCUGCCCAGCUUGCAAGUCUACUGAGAAUGAAGAAAACGGCCUACUGAAGCACAUUUUAGGUCAAUACCAUUGCGAGAAGAUCCAUUUUCUUUACAAAACUGCUUAUAUCAAGAAAUGUGUGCAGGCCGGUAAGGAGAUUCAACCCAGCACGGUCUUAAACCCGAUGAAGAUGUACAGAGAUGACAAUAAAAUCGUGUGUUUUGGAGAUGCAAUGUACGCUUGCUCGCUGUGCUUUGAGAAUCUGAUCGUAGGUGAGUCCAUAUUGAUGGCACACUGCUCGGAGCCAGAACAUGUGGAACGAAGAGAGAAACUGCCGGAAAUACUAGAAUAAGCCGCAUGUCGCAUGUACGUUACGGUUUGGGCUCUGUCAUUUGUUUUUAUUUAUUUAAUAUUUAGGUAGAUCUUUGAAAACCGGCGGUCGAUCUCACUUCAGUUUUAUAGUUUAUGGCAAGCGGUCGUAAUAGAGUAAACAACCGCUACUGCCAAAGUCAAGUAUAGACAAGACACUCGUCUAUAGAGAAUGUCCGGUAAGUGUAUCCAAAGUCAUUCCAGGAUAACCAUUGUAUUACCUGCGGGCUUGGCACCGUAAGCACGCGACUCUUUCUCGCCGCGACAGAGAUCAUCUGUCUCUUUCUGUGCAGUACUGUAAGAGAGUGACGGGUGACGUAUGUCGAGGCGAGAAAGAGUCGGUGCUAAGCCCGCUGAACUGUUACUGUCAACGAAAAACUUAACGUAAGUGGGCGACAUACGUAGGCUAGUUUGCAACUAGUCAAAUCAGUAACUUUUUACUAAACGUCAUAACAUGAAAUCACUAUGGAAUUUGUAUGAAAAAGCACACUGUGACGUCAUAGAAAAAGUGUCAAAAUUUCUUAAAAUUUAUAAAUAAGUUAAAUAGAAACGUUUUUUGACACUUUUAGGUCUGUCUUUAAUUAGUAAUCAGAAUUUCAUAAUUUAACUUUGACCUAGGAAACUACCGAAUUGUAACUGGAUAUUUGUACAAAGAAAAAAAAUUCCAGAAUAUUUUUGCGAUCACGUAAUGAUAUUGACUUCCGGUGUUCGAAGAACUACCCAUUUGCUUGUGAGAUGAUUUAUUUUAUAUGGCAUGGCCAAAAUAUCUAGGUAAAAUUUUAAAUUAUAUUUUGUUUUUAAUCAAGGCGUAUUAUUAGUGAUGAUUAUAUUUUACAACAUCCUAAGACAGUUUAAAAAAAACUUUAUGUAAAAAAAAUCAGAACAUUUUUUUAUUUACCAAAAAUGUUUUUAAAUAUGUUUUUCGUUUAAAUCUCUUAAAAAGGGGAAAAUUUAUUAUUUGUGUACAUUAAAAAAUACAAAAGUUAUAAUAAAAUAAAAUUAAUGGAACCCAGAGUUAGGAAAAAUGACAGAGACCAAAAUAUGUAAAAAAAGAUGGAUGUCUGAAAUUUUGAUUUAUUUUCAAUAUCUUUUUGAUGUUCGUUUCGGGACUGUCUUUGUGAAUGAACUUGACUGUACUAAUAUUUGUUAUGUUUUGAAUGUUUCUCGACUAACUUAAUUAAUUUUACACUUUCUAAAAUAUUAUAGAAAAGAAAUUCAAUAUCGAAAGUUGAUUUUGUAUGUAUUUUUUUUUAUUAUGGAAUCAAGUCAAUUUGUAUCGGUAGUCGUAAGGUAGGUUAUCCGCCAUAUUGUUUUUGUGAAAAAAGUAUCAAGGUGCUCUUCUCCACUGCCAUUUGACAAGUGUCGUAAAAAAUGUGUUCAUUUUGAAAAUAUCCACUUUAUACCUGGAUUUUAGGCAAUAAGUUAGAAACCAAGUCAUUCGCUUUCUUAUAAUUUUUAAUGAUAUUCCCACCACCACGCUACUAUGACACGAAACGAUUUAGAAAAAAACAAUGUCAUAAAUUGACCCGACAGGGAUUCAUACCUGGGUCUUCGUGAUCGAGAGGUCGUGUUGUUUUCAAACCUAGCCCAAACUGAAAAAGUCAUAAUUGGACUUAACGGCCAGUAUUUUGUGUUUUAUUAAAGCUUGUAAAAAACAUUUUAAAAUAUUUUUGCAAAAUUAAAAUUAGAAGGAAGCGAAACCUCAUAUUUGUUUGUUGGAAAAAAACAGGGUGUUGUAAACUAAAAAAACCUCAUUUUCUUUUUUAAUCUGUAAGUUUACUUAACACUAUUUUCUAAUAAUAGUUCUAAGCUAAGUUAAUGACAUAUAUUCACCCGUACCUAUUCUAAAAUGCUUGAAGAAAAAAUCAAUACAUUAUCGGCAUUUUUUUCUACAAGUAUUCUGGUUAGUGUUAUGUAAGGCUUAAUUCUCUUAAUGAUUUCUUUUUCCAAUCUUUGACUUCAAAAAUCUCAAUUUUGUUGUUACCUACUUAUACUUAUUAUUAUUUUUUAUAUGACUAUGGAUUAAGCCUAGCACAUAAGUAUGUUUAACGUAUUUAAAAAAAAUGUAUAGAAAAAAAGUUGAAAAAAUUUAAAAAAAUGAUCUCAACUCAAAACGCCUCUAGAUGAAAUCUUAAAUCAAACUGAAAAGACUGAUAUUUUGAAAAUACAUUUCCAAAAAAAACAUGAUUUUUCGGGAAUAAAUCAGUAUUUUUUUUAUUUUAUUUUUUUAUUGUUUUAUCAUAAUAUUUUUUAGCCAAAUACCUAAUCUAAUAGUUGUUUUAAAAACUUGUCUCUGUAUUUAUUAUUCAUUUGUUUCUAGUUUGUCAGGUUGAAAUUAUUACCAUCCUUUUCUGCCGACAAGUGCAAGGAAGAUAUAUAGCUAGUUUUAAAACUAUCAAAUUAAAAUUAAAUUUGCGUUCAGUAGAAUGCGCCCGGUUUUUCGGAUUCCAAACCUCAAUAGGAAGACGGAACCCUUAUAAGAUCACUUCUUAAAUAGAAUUAAUACUUUUAUUUGAUAUUCUGUUCACAUUCAAAAUGUUUUCAGCGACUUUUUUAACUAUAUUAAAAAAAUAUAUAAGGAUACUUAUUUAUAAAAUUAACAACAAGCCGCCAUAUUGCUCGAAUAAAAUUCCCCGACAUCUGUCGUGUUAAUUUACUUUUAAUACUUUUAAACCAUACCAAAGUUUUACUUUUACAUAAAAUGUCAGUAAAGUUAGUCAUUAAAUAAAUAAAUUACAUUUGUAGAAAUAGCGAAAGUUGCUUUUACAUAAUAUUUUUUAUAUUCUACUUUUUUACUUAUAUGAAAAUUAGUUUUUUUUAAUUUUCGUUUACGACUCAAAUACCGUCUAAAUAGGCUUACAGUUGGUUGAAAAGGUGACUAAACAUUGUUUUUGGCGUAAUAUUAAAGUUAUGCCUAAGAUGGAAUUAACUACUUAGCUGGAUAAAUGGGAUGAGCGUCCAAGAGCGUCCAGCAAUGUUGGUCAUGAUUGAUUAUACACUUAAUUUUUUAUCAUUGAACUAUAAGUUUUGUAUAAUAGGGGCUCCGAAAAUUGUAGAUACAUACAAAAGCUUAUUUAAGUUUGACAGUGGCGCUGUAUCCUGUACACACCGUCUAAUUUUAUUUCAAGUUACACCUGUCAUUUUCUUAUCCGCCGAAAAGGAAAGAGACGGGUAAUCGACAGGCAUAAAAUUUAUGGAAUAUACGCCGAUUUUAGGCAGAAAAAGCAACUGUCAAAAUUUUACAUUGGCCAAUAACAGAACAGAAUUAUGUUGACAGCACACGUCUAACGGGUUGCAUGUCAGCGAGAUGCUUUUUUGAUUGGUCCGGGUUCUAAAUUAUUAAUUGUAACUUUAUCAGUUACCUCAAGUGAAAUUCAGUGUACCUCCAUGAAUAAAUGAAAAGGGCUCAUUUACUUUUAUAAUUUCUCCCGUUUCAUGGAGGUACAUUGAAUUUUAGUUUAGGUACAUUCAGGUAAGUUGCAGGAACAUUGCUUUUGUAUAUAACAUAUUGAUAUCUGCAAUAGUACAUCCGUCAUUCUCUGCCAGACUAUUUUUAGAGUUGUCAAACUUAAAUAAAAUUGAGUUUUGUCCACCAGAAUUUAAUUUAGGCACCAUUUUUUAAAAUUAAGUUUAAGUUUUUUGAUCUCCUAGAACUGUUGAAAGUAUUUAUUAUUUUACAAAAAGAAAACACUGAUUUAUAUCCGAAAAAUCUAUCGACCCUUUGCAGCCGCCUAUAUUAAAAAGUAAUGUUGAAAUUUAACUUUGAAGUUAGUUUAGAACUAGCGUGUAGUCUCAGUAAUAUUUAACCUUUAAGAACUGAUUAACCAUAGGUUAAAUCUUAGGGUUAAAAAUUUAGUUGUAAGAGUGGGAAGCGAGUGGUGACACAUACAAACAUACAUUUUCACACACUUUAAAAACAUUCUAGAGAUACGUAGGCCGAAUAAUUGUUGGGUAGUUAAAAAUAAAAUAAAUUUAUUGCCAGUAACAGUUUAAAUUUUAGACAUUUGCGCAUAUAAAAGUAAGCGCGCAAUGUAAAAAAAUGUCAAAUAACAAUAUUGCUUUCUUAGAUGAAUUGCUUCCAUGUGGCCAUUUUAACCCCGCUUAGUGCUUUACCGAUCUGUUCCAGACAACCCUAUGUGACAUCGUUUCUCACUCUACCACUAAAAUAAGUUAAUGUACAUUAUCAAGUACAGCAAUAGUCGUUGUGAUAACUGUAGGUCAGUGUAACGCCAGGGUUGGGGAUAUCGGUUAUUGACCUCACAGCCAUACCAGACAAGUGUAAUGUCUUCUCGACUGUUCAAAAAGCAAUCUCUUGUAUAAUCCGAUCACGCACAAAAGCCUAACAUUCCGAUGUAACUUGUGUAUUUUAAUGUCUUAUUGAGGGAUGUUAGUGGUUGUAGGUACAUGUAUUACUGACGGUCAACAUCCUUUUUUCUAGGGUUGAACCACAUUUGUAAGCACGAAACAGCUUUUUGGCAUUUGGUUUGUUUAAAGCAUAGCGAGCGAGAGCGCGUGGCUACAUGCGAUCUCCCGCUCUUUUUGUCACUCUAGUAACCGUUCUGAGUGACAAGGACAGAAGCUACGAUGAGGCCAGAUGCAGUUCAACCCUUAGGGAGAGUCACAACUCUCUUUAAGAGCCACUUUUCAUACGAUGUCGUAAGAUGGAUAUGAUGAACAGUCUGGAGGCAGGUUUUCCAGAAAAAUCGUCCAAAUAUCAGCAGUAUUAUAUUAAUGGGCAAUCUACUCGGUACUUUGGGAUAAUUCCCCAAUUUAAGAAAAAAACGGGUAUGGAGGGUAAAUGCUUUGGGUAUAAAUGGGAAUUAACCGAAAAUGCCGGGUAGUUUGCCCGUCAAUAAUCAGCGGAGAAUAUUUCCUAUUAUUGUGAAUUUGUGACGCUAGCAUCCCUUUUUAAUAGUUGAAUAGUUAAGUAUAAUGCUAAUAUUACGCAUAUACGCUAACUUAGCUUUUUAGCUUAAUUGUAAGAAGAAAGGGAACGGCUGAAAAUAUAGAAAAAUGUAAAAAAAAACUUUUUCCAAAGCCCCCUUCGUCUUCGUAAUAACUAAUUAAAAUAAGCAAAAACAUAAAAUGUGCACGAACACUAAUUAAAUUCAAAUGUAAAAAAAAAUAUACCUAAUCCCAUUUUUUGUUGUCUGUUACUUUUUUUGUCAGAAAAUAAUAAUAUAAAAUGUGCGUUUUGAAAGUAAAAUUCGAGGCUCAAAAUGUUAUAUUGUUCAAUAAACAAGAAUUUAGAUGCUAAAAACUACUUCUGUGAUUUUAUACUGUAAAAUAAACCGAAAUUGUUGAAAUAGUUCGUAAAAAAUAGCAAAAAUGUGAUGGCGACGAUUUUUGAAAAAUAUUAAAAUACAAAACUUGUUAAAAUUUCAUAUUUUAGCUAAAAAGAAAAUAUUACAGUUCCUUAUAUUUUUCCUACUUGUAAAAUAAAAAUAUUAAAAAUACAAAAUGGUUGUCAAAAAGCUUCCUUUUUCAAAAUCGUCGUGAUCUCCCGCCAAUUUGGUAAAAUCUGUGAUCCACAAAAACGUGUUCAUAUCAUUGUUAUAGCUUUUAUUAUACACUUGGAAACAUUAAAAAAUUAUAUUACUUUUUAUUAUUUUAUUUUAAAUUAAUAAUUGGCGUCU